UUUAGUGAGUGAGCCGCUACGAAGCGAGAAUGCCUGAUCCAGCCAAGUCCGCUCCCGCGCCCAAGAAGGGCUCCAAGAAGGCGGUGACUAAGACCCAGAAGAAAGGGGACAAGAAGCGCCGCAAGACCAGGAAGGAGAGUUACUCCAUCUAUGUCUACAAGGUGCUGAAGCAGGUUCACCCCGACACCGGCAUCUCCUCCAAGGCCAUGGGCAUCAUGAAUUCCUUCGUCAACGACAUCUUCGAGCGCAUUGCUGGGGAGGCGUCCCGCCUGGCGCAUUAUAACAAGCGCUCCACCAUCACCUCCCGGGAGAUCCAGACCGCCGUGCGCCUGCUGCUGCCCGGGGAGCUGGCCAAACACGCCGUGUCUGAGGGCACCAAGGCUGUGACCAAGUACACCAGCUCCAAGUAACUGGUCUCUGUUUCU
Molecule: messenger RNA, 425 nt
Organism: Chelonia mydas (Green sea turtle)
Lineage: Eukaryota; Metazoa; Chordata; Testudines; Cheloniidae
Product: histone H2B 8
Exons: 1
Coding region: 30-410 (126 amino acids)
Cellular component (GO): nucleosome
Molecular function (GO): DNA binding; protein heterodimerization activity; structural constituent of chromatin
Source: RefSeq, a predicted model, not a curated record